UGCUCUGCAUUAUUAAUUUAUUAUUUCUUAAGUUAGGAUGGAAUCUGUGGUAGCAAAGACAAUCGAUGAACAACGAAGUCCAGUCCAAUCUCCCAGCCUUACAUUGUUCAUAUCUUAUCCUCUAGCUCGGCCCCGACCUGCUGGCGACCACUGAAGCCAAGAAACCCAUCCAAGCCAUGGCCACCGCCGCUGCUGGCGGCCGUCGGCGGCGCGUGCUGUUCUUCCCGCUCCCGUACCAGGGCCACAUAAACCCCAUGUUCCAGCUCGCCGGCCUCCUCCACGCGCGCGGGUUCGCCGUCACCAUCUUCCACACCCACUUCAACGCCCCCGACGCGUCCGCCCAUCGGGACUACGACUUCGUCCCCGUCCCCGACGGCAUGCCGGAGGGCGGCCACCCGCUGCAGGACAUCGCCAAGCGCAUCCUCGACAUGAACCGCGCCUGCGAGGCGCCGUUCCGGGAGCGCCUCGCCGCCCUGCUGGAGCGGCGGGAGGGCGACGACGUCGCGUGCCUCGUCGCCGACGCGCACCUGCUGGCGAUGGUGGACGUGGCGCGGGGCCUCGGCGUGCCCACGCUGGUGCUGCGCACCGCCAGCGCCGCGUGCUUCCGCUGCUUCCUGGCGUACCCCAUGCUUCAUGAAAAGGGUUAUCUGCCUCCGCAAGAGUCAGAUCUAGACAUGCCAGUGAAGGAGUUGCCACCACUGCGGGUAAAGGACCUCUACUACUCAAGAAGGGUUGACAAUGAACUGGUGACCAAAUUGCUCACUCGAGCCACGCAAGCAGUAAAGAAUUCAUCCGGUUUAGUUAUCAACACAUCUGAUGCUCUGGAGAAAACCGAGCUCGAGAGGAUCCGUGAUGAGCUCAACAUCCCUAUGGUUCUCCCUGUAGGCCCUCUCCACAAGCUUUCUUCCAAGAGCGUAGGGAGCAGCUUACUGAACCAAGACUAUGGUUGCAUCGAGUGGCUGGAAACGCGACCUUCGAAAUCGGUGUUGUAUGUCAGCUUUGGGAGUUUGGCAUCAGUGGGCUCCAAGGAGUUCUUGGAGGUGGCUUGGGGUUUGGCAAACAGUGGCGUUCCUUUCCUAUGGGUGGUUCGGCCAGAUAUAUUGCAAGAUUUGGAUGAUCCCAAUUUCCCAAACGGCUUUGAGGCCGCAGUUCAGGACAGGGGCAAGCUGAUUCAGUGGGCCCCACAAGAGGAGGUGUUGGCGCACCGUGCUGUGGGUGGGUUUUGGACCCACAAUGGAUGGAACUCGACAUUGGAGAGUAUUUGUGAGGGUGUUCCGAUGAUGUGUAGGCCUCAAUUCGCAGAUCAGCCGAUGAACACGAGGUAUGUGGAGCAAACAUGGGGUGUAGGGUUUGAGCUUGAAGGCGUGCUAGAAAGAGGAAAAAUUGAGAAGGCCGUAAGGAAGCUAAUGAAGGAUAGAGAAGGUGAUGAGAUGAGGGAAAGAGCUAAGGAACUAAAGAACAAAGUGGAGGACUGCUUGAAAAUUGGUGGGUCUUCUCAGAUUGCCAUUGACAAGUUGGUGAACUACUUACUUGCUACGUGAACCCUUUUUUUCGAGAAACAUUGUGAACUUACUACAAUUUAUUAGGCAACCUUGUAACUGAAGGGUGUAAGUUUUGUUCUUAGCCGUAUUAUAUUUAAAUUCCACAUAGAACAAUGAAACCUCA
This is a messenger RNA of Setaria italica (foxtail millet), 1665 nucleotides long. Its product is annotated as UDP-glycosyltransferase 76B1. NCBI's taxonomy places the organism in Eukaryota, Viridiplantae, Streptophyta, Magnoliopsida, Poales, Poaceae. Gene Ontology annotation, molecular function: UDP-glycosyltransferase activity. The record is from RefSeq and is a predicted model, not a curated record. The transcript is spliced from 2 exons. The coding region runs from base 177 to 1541 and encodes 454 amino acids.